AUGUCCGUCGAGGAUUCCAUCGCCGCGUUCGCUCGCGUCUGUCAGGAAGUGUACCCACUCGAGGACAUGGACGCAAUCUCCCGUUCAACAAAACUCCGCAACGCUCUCGCAAGUAUUCUCGAUGAGCAAAACGUCGAGCCAAGUGUACUCUUGAGUCAGGCCGGCGGAACCAAUAUCUGUCUGGGAUAUUCAUCUACGUCGAGCAUGGCUACUUGGAGAGCGUUCCGCAACUACCCAAUUCACCAAUAUUCCUAUGAUCCUUCGCUUAUUGACGCCAUCUGCGCCUGUUGGGCCACUGCCGGUCUCUUCCAAUCGGUCAUAGUCGGAAACGAAGCGGAAAGGAAUGAAAUAGUCAGUGCUGAAGCCACAUAUCCGAAUCCAGCUGUUCAAGCGAUCCAAGAGGCCAGCCAACUCUACGGACUGGACAGGCACGUUGGGCUGCUUUUGAGUCUAGGAUCGGGAGUGUCUUCACGCCUAGUUCCUGGUGCCAAAGAAAAUCUUCUGCAAAUCGAGACAACCUCGCGCGAGCUCGAACGGCGCCUCGGCACAACAGGCAUCUACAGUCGCCUUAGCGUUGUCCCUAGUCUGGCCGUCGCCACCGAAAUGUCGGAGGAGAUCAUUGGUAUUUUCUGCGCUCACACCUCGGACUAUUUGCAGCAUCCAGUGACGGAUCGACUGCUGGAUCAGAUGGUCAGAACGCGAGACAGGGGCAGUCGCUUCACGCUGAAGGGCAUCUCGGAAACGACGGCUCCACCCAAAGUUUCCAUGGCUGGCCUGCCACCUCUCUCGCCUUAUUUUGUCCAACGAGAGGUGCCAAUGAAUCAUAUGGAUGUGGCUCUUCUUGGUUCUGAGGAAGAAAUGCGACAAAGGGUGUCAAUUAUCACUGGGAUGGGGGGCUCUGGCAAGACUCAGAUCGUGAUCGCAUGGGCAAGACUCCAUGCCGAACGUUUUCAGCACAUCUUAUUUAUUGAUGCAUCGUCAGAAAAGAGCGUUGAGACGGACCUUGUAACCCGGCUCAAGUGCGCCGACCGCUCCUUCCAGGGAUCCGACCUGAACAGCGCUGUCCAGGCUCUUGCCGAGCCAAAUGAGGUUCUCACAGCCUAUUGGUGCCUCAUUCUCGACAACGCGGAUGAUCCAGAUCUCGACAUUGGCUCCUUGCUCCCUGCUUGCGACCAUGGUACGAUUAUCAUCACGAGCCGCAAUGCUCAGCUCGAAUCCAUCUCUCCGAAGGACCACUUCAAGUUGGCGUCCAUGACAAAGGACGAAGCGUGCCACGCGCUUCUGACGUCUGCGCUUGCCCCGACUGGGCGGCCAACUCUGUACCAGCGAGAACUGGCAAUGGCGAUUGUGGAAGAAUUCGAAUACCUGCCGAUUGCCGUUAUCCAGGCGGGAUGCUAUAUUCGCAAACAUCAAUGCCUCGACACAUAUCUCAACCGACUCACGACCAGUCGUCCUAUGCUGUUGAAACUAACGACGGCUCAGCGGGACAAGCUGCGGUACAAGCACAGUGUUUACGCGGCAUUUGACACGACACUCUCCUCUUUGUCGGAGCGGGCUCUGGGCCUCCUUUCAAUACUAUGCUUCUUUCACUACACCGGCUUUCCUCGAUCGGUGAUCAGUCUCGCCGGCUCCAAAGACUUUUUGCACGAGGAAUACAAGCUUAUGGAUAGAGGACCUGACUUUGAAGAAUCCAUCAACCUCCUUAGACAACUCAUGGUCCCAAACGAGAAAUUUGAGGAGCUUGAGCUGGACUUAAUCAUCGAGGAGCUGCAACAAUCAUCGUUAAUCACAAUCGUAUCAAUUUACUCGGAUAACCACCUACGCUUUCAUCCCCUUCUACACGCGUGGGCGUACGAUCGUCAGAGUGACGAGGAAAGGCGACGGAAUAAAGCCGCGGCUCUACGGCUGCUUACCUGUGUGGUGGAUGAUAAUGAUGGCGUAGACAUCGAGAGACAGCUUUUCUCACAUGCCCGUCACUUCAUAGCCGAGAUAAACUCGCUCCAUGUGAACGACAGAGGAGCUCUAGCCGAACUGCUCGAACCAGGUGAUACCUCAGAGAGGUACGUUGCCAUCUGGGAGGGCGUCUAUCAAACUGUUCGUGCUGCGUAUGGCGAUUUGGAUCUUCGGAGUAGCGGGGCGCUUCUCCAUCUUGCGGAGGCGCAAAUUGGCGUUUAUAAUUACAAAAGGAUGGAGCAACUAUCUCGCACAGUUUUAGACACGCGGCUAUCUCUAGGAGAACCUAGAACCGCUUUUACUGCCCGCGCUAUGUGCUCCGUAGCACAAAGCCUCGACCUACAAGACACACGACUCGAGGAAAUUGUGGAUCUAUUCCGAACGGCCUACGAAAUUCGGCGGGAAGUUUUGGGAUCUACUCAUAUUGAUACCCAGCGGUCUAUGCUGUGUUUAGCAGAGAAUCUGAUCAAAGGACGACGAGGAUACGAUGAAGCAUGCAUCAUAUUGGAAAAAAUUAUGGAUAUACGGACGAAAUUGUAUGGAUCUCUCCAUGCAUGGACCCUCGAGACGACCAAAGCUUUACUUGACUGCUACGCCGAUAUGGACGAGAAGAAGGAACAACUGAAUAAUCUGCUAGAAACUUGCUCCAAAAUCGACACCAAUACGCGAGUGGGGGACACCUCAAUCCUUGCUUUUCAAGCUCAUGUAUACGAGCUGCAAGGGAAGUACCAACAAGCAGAACGUGCCUACUGGGAGCUCCUUGAAGCAGGAAGUCAACUAUACGGCCACCUCUCAGCUCGUAAUCUCGCUACAGUCUUGAAGCUCGCCUACCUCCUCCGGAAAUUAGACAAGAAAGCGGAACUCGAAUCACUGCUGAGGCAGUAUGCCAAGAUUGGAGAGGGCCUGAAAGGGUCAGGGCAGUAUGAGUUGGUGUUUAUAAUGAGGAUGCUUGGCUCAUGCCUUAUUUCUCAACGGAGAUACGACGAAGCACGAGCCAUUCUCUCAGCGGCUCUCGAAAAAGUCAUUGAACGGUUCGGAAGGCUUCAUUCCUUCACCACCGACACGCGCGAAAGACUAGCAUAUUGCUACUAUCAUCAAGGAGACUAUUCCCACGCAGAGUCCCUCUUUCGUGAGAACGUCAGCAACUCAAAGGAAGCCUUGGGCAGAGAGGAUGCUAGCCAAAUUUCCUCCCUCCUCUGUGUUGCACGAUGUGUGUAUGAACAAAAGCGGUAUGAGGAGUCUGAGGAGCUCUGGCAUGAUGUCUAUCUCCGGCGAAAGGCAACUCUGGGACCAAAUCACCCUGCGGUAUGCACAGAUCUUUGUUGGGUAGUUCAGUGUCUGCAAAUGAGGGGGCUCUAUCAUCUUGCUGUGCCUCCCAUCGCUGAGGUGAUGGAAAUCCACCGCACUAUGGAUGGUGGAGACAAGGGAGAGAUAGUAACGGCGCAUCGGAGAGUCGCAGAGGUACUGGCACGGCAGGAGAUGUUAGAUGAGGCGGAGGAGGCCUUUCGUACUCAUAUAAAACUUGCCAAAGAGCUGCACAGAGGCGCCGGGCGAGAGUAUGCGCUAGAGUUGGGUAACUUGGCCAAAUUUUUGUUCGAUCGAGGCCGAUAUGAGGAAUCAAAAAUCAUUAGGGAGGACCAACUGCGGCUUUGGAAAGAGCUACAAAACAAGGAAGAACAAGAAUUCAUUGCUCAGAAGCUGCAGCAAAUCGAGGUGGCCCUUCAAUCCCACCUCUCUGUCAAUGCAUAG
This is a messenger RNA of Serendipita indica DSM 11827, 3702 nucleotides long. Lineage: Eukaryota; Fungi; Basidiomycota; Agaricomycetes; Sebacinales; Serendipitaceae. The record is from the annotation of a GenBank genome assembly.